Molecule: messenger RNA, 2290 nt
Organism: Prorocentrum cordatum
Lineage: Eukaryota; Dinophyceae; Prorocentrales; Prorocentraceae
Source: the annotation of a GenBank genome assembly
AUGAGCCGGGGCGGAGGCUUGCAUAAUCUUUCAGCUACGACCUUGAGAGACGAGAUCGCGGCGCUCGUGCCGUCCGCGGCCCAGUGGGAGUCUGCUCGGAAGGCCCUUCGCUCUUGGCAAAUGGAGACCGACGAUAACAAGUGCAAGCUGCUGUUGGUGCUCCGCAAUCACAAGGAGCGGGUGUACGCCGCGGACAUCCGCAGGGCGCAGGCGAAGGUCGUCGAGGUUCAGGAAGAUUAUCUCCUCCGCAAGGUGUGGCUCGUGAAGAAAUCCAUGAACCCUGAGGUCGGAACGAAGGUUCCGCUGAAAUGGCAGAUCGACCCGCAGUCGGUCGAGAGGUUUCCUGCAGGAGUUGCCAGAGACGAGGUAUGGGUCAUCGAUUCUGGAUACCCCCGUCACGAGCUCGGACCUGGCGUGCUGGAGUUCCACAUGAAGAUCGGCCAGAGGGAGGAGUGGGAACCCACCCCCGCGGCGGCCUUGGAGGACGGGCCCGCGCCAGACCCGCCUGCGGCCAGAGUGCCGCGCCCCUCGGCCGGCGCGGCCCCGGGCCCUUCCGGCGGCGCGGGCGUCGCCUCGACUGCGGCUGCCCCUGGCCCCGCGCUCAAAAAGAAAGUGCUUCGGGACCGCACGUCGGACCCGAAAGAUAAGCUCUCGCUGGAGGAAAUCGCUCAGUCCGCGAAGGCGGAGGCAGACAAGGGCCGGUUCACGUCGGACAACAAAGCGUCCAAUGAGAACUUAUUGUUUUGGUGCGGCGAGUUCUUGGUGUGCCUGAGGGAGUCAAAGGUGGCGGACCCAAUUCCGACGAGCAUCCCAAAGCACUUGAAGUUUUUCAUCGAUUUCGUCGUGGAGGAUUGCCUCCUGGACACGAACAGCUACCCGCACCUCCAUGCUUUCGCGCCUUUCUUGAAGGACUGCGAGGCGGUGUACUCCGAUGCGCUGUCGGCGUACGGGAAGGGCGUCCUCGCGGUCGCCACGGUGCCGCUCGGGGGCAACGCGGGGGUGCAGGUGCCGGGGCUGCUCGGGAGGAAGUCGCAUCGCUUCCACACGUCGCCCUUCAUGAUGGGAUUCCAGAAGGCGAAUAACGAGAAAAUGUACAGCGACCUGGAGAGUGCACACCAGAUGACCGACGCUGAGAGAGUAGCCAAGAUCUCUUCGCUGUUGACUUCUGCGGGCGCCGAUACGAAGUCCGCCAGUGCCUUGGAUGAGAGCAAGAGCACGGCCCUGCAGGUGAUGGCGACCUUGCUUGGGCAGGCGCCCGAUGCCACGAAAUUUACGUACCUCAUCGACGAUCUCUCGCGCUACGACGCGCUGCAGGCCUGGUCCCCGGCGCACGCGCUGUUCGACCUGAAGCAGUUCGCGUUGGUGCAGCCCCGCUGGAAGGACAUGCAGGUGGGCAAGAUUGUGGCCGGCAUCAAGACGCUGUCGAAGAACGAGGAUGUCCUCGCCAAGAUCCCCUCGCCGGUGAUGCGGGGCAUCGCUGGUGACUAUCGGAAGCUGGCGGCGUUUGCCUCCGAGCAAGAGGAUCAGGGGGCCUGGCAAGCGGUUGCGGAGGAUCUCCUGCGCGAGAUCCUGGAGUCGAAGCUCGGCCUGAAGCCCGAGUCCGGUGGGCGCGACCCGCAGUGGCCCGCUCUCUUUGGGGCGGCCCCGGCCGCUGCCCUGAAGGCCCUCUACAAGAUCGUCGGGAUUGCAUCGAAAAAAUUCCAGGAGAGGGGGGGCACCUGCUUGGGCGCGCUGCGGGCGUCGCACAGCAAGGCAGAUGAGAUCGUGAUGAUCACCAUGCGCAAGAAGGAGUGGGACGGCAUGAAGUGCAAAGUGAUUCGGUGCAAUGCGAGCCAGGUGGUGUGCGAGGUCUUGGAGGGGACGACGAAGGUGGAGAAGGGCACGAAGCGUUCUUUCUCGAUCGUCAACGUCAAGAAAACGACGGCGGCUCCGGAGUCGGAGCUUGCAAAGCGUCUGAAAACCGGCGGGGCGCCCGCGUCGGAGGACGAGAAGAACGCGCAGACGCAGGCCAACAUGGAGAAGAUCUUCGGGAAGAAGAAAGGUGACGACGAGGACUGACGCGCGAGCGCGCCUGGGCUCUGAAUGCUGGAUCCCGUGCGCCACGUGAGUCGUCAUAUUUUGUAACGUUUGACGCCGUGGCCCGCGAGCGUGCCAGCGGGCCGAUUCCUCGCCCUCGGACGCGCGUCUGCGCCAGCCGGCCGAUUCCCCGCCCUCGGACGCUGCCGGCCAGCCGAUUCCUCGCCCUCGGACGCCCACGGGCCGUGCGUCUUGCGUUGGACCUCCGCGAAAG